AUGGUACGCCCUGCAACUGCCGUCACCUCGGCUGUGUUGUUUUUUGUACAUGCAUCGGCUGUGAUUACUCUACCGCCCGGUGCUAAUACUGGUCAAAACCUGCUUCCCAAUAUCGACGACCCCAAUGCUGUUAAUGCGCAGACGGCCUGUCCGGGAUAUACGGCAACAAACAUGCAGACAAGCAAUCAUGGAAUGACAGCAACAUUAUCGCUUGCUGGGGAUGCGUGCAAUGCUUAUGGGACUGACGUUGAUUCACUUGAUCUGACGGUCGAGUAUCAAGCAAAUGACCGGUUGAACAUAGAGCUUGUGCCGUCACAUAUUGAUUCUACCAAUUCGAGCUGGUAUAUUCUGCCAGAAACCCUAGUUCCCAAACCUCAGUCUGAACAGGCGAAUGCCGAUGACAGUGAUCUCAAGUUCACUUGGUCUAACAAGCCAUCGUUCAAUUUUAAAGUGACUCGGAGAUCUACUGGCGAUGUGUUGUUCAAUACCGAAGGAACGGUCAUCGUCUUUGAGAACCAGUUUAUUGAGCUUGUCAGUUCUUUGCCUGAGGAUUAUAAUCUUUAUGGCUUGGGGGAACGGAUGCAUGGGUUGCGGUUGGGCAAUAAUUUUACGGCUACUACAUAUACUGCUGACAACCCCGACCCAUUGGACGUGAAUAUCUACGGGUUUCACCCAUUUUACCUGGAUACCCGGUAUUACGAGGUUGAUGGUGACGGUUCUUAUACUUAUGUACCUGCUGACACCGCCGACGCUUCAAAGAACUAUGUGUCUCGGUCUCACGGCGUGUUCCUACGCAACGCCCAUGGCCAGGAGGUGCUUCUACGGCCUGAUAAUAUCACCUGGAGAACAAUAGGCGGCAGCCUAGACCUUUAUUUUUACGCUGGCCCCAGCCAGGCUGAGGUGACCUCCAAUUACCAAGCCAGCACCAUUGGUCUUCCAGCCAUGCAGCAGUACUGGACUUUUGGGUACCACCAAUCAAAUUGGGAUUGGCCAAACUGGGAUACGCUUGAACAAGUGGUGGCGAAUUUCUCAAUGUAUGCGAUUCCAUUGGAGACCAUGUGGUCCGAUAUCGACUAUAUGGACCAAUACCGGAACUUUCAGAAUGACCCGGUGAAUUACCCUUAUGAUCAGGGCGCGGAUUUCAUAGACAGUCUGCAUCAGAAUGGCAUGCAAUACGUCCCGAUUGUUGAUCCGAUCAUUUACUAUCCUAACCCUAACGGAGACACGGCAGACUACGCACCUUAUGAUCGUGGCACCGAGGCUAAUGUGUGGCUCACCAAUCCCGGCGGCAGCGUGUAUAUCGGGGCUGGCUGGCCUGGCUAUACAGUGUACCCUGACUGGCACCAUCCGAAUACAAGUGCAUGGUGGCUCAAUGAGUUGGCUCUAUGGGGGCAAAGCAUCAAAUUCGACGGGAUUUGGAUCGACAUGAACGAGGUCUCCUCGUCGUGUGUGGGAAGUUGCGGUUCCGCGUAUGUUACUCAAGAUGCUGAGCACGAGGCAAGAGAUUUCGAGGUUGCUGCGGACGCUACAAGCACUGCGAGCUAUUUGGUCACGACUCCUACGCCUGGUGUUCGCGAUAUCAAUUAUCCUCCAUACGUUAUUAACCAUGUCCAACCGGGCCAUGAUCUCGCGGUUGGAGCCGUCUCGCCCAAUGCUACGCACAUAGAUGGUGUGCAAGAAUAUGAUGUUCAUAAUCUUUACGCAUAUCAAGAAACCAACGGCACUUACCAAGCCCUGACACAAAUCAUCCCCGGGAAACGCCCCUUUAUUCUUUCCCGCUCAACCUUUGCCGGCUCGGGCAAAUGGGCUGCUCAUUGGGGUGGUGACAACAUCGCGGAUUGGCUGCAUAUGUAUCUAUCCAUCCCGCAGGCUCUGUCGUUUUCGCUCUAUGGUAUCCCCAUGUUUGGUGUAGAUACCUGUGGAUUUGAAGGGAAUACCGAUGAGGAGCUUUGUAACCGGUGGAUGAUGCUUUCUGCUUUUUUCCCCUUUUAUCGCAACCACAACUGUAUCGGAAGUAUCCCGCAGGAACCUUAUCAGUGGACUACGGUUACUCAAGCGAGUAAAUUUAUCAUGGGAAUCCGCUAUGCGCUUCUUCCAUACAUGUACACGCUUUUCCACGAUGCACAUACUACAGGUUCAACCGUUAUGCGCGCACUCGCCUGGGAGUUUCCCGACGAUCCGUCUUUGGCUGCCGUCGACCGACAGUUCUUGCUGGGUCCAUCGCUGAUGAUUAUCCCUGUGCUUGACCAAGGUGCUACCAGUGUCGAUGGCGUAUUUCCCGGUAUUGCGCAGGGUGAGAUAUGGUAUGAUUACUACAUGCAGACGGAAAUGGCGGUGGAGGCGGGCGUGAAUACAACCCUUGAUACACCUUUGGGCCAUAUCCAACUUUUCAUUCGGGGCGGUAGUGUUUUGCCAAUGCAGCAGCCAGCGCUGGUCACGCGCGACGUACGCAAUAGCCCGUGGUCAUUGCUUGUUGCGUUGAGUGGUAAUGGGACGGCCAAGGGGUCGUUGUAUGUUGAUGAUGGGGAGAGUAUUGUGCAGAAUGCUACGCUCAGUGUUGAUUUCAAAGCCAAUACAACGGACACGGAAACAGGCAGUGCGUCUUCUUCGCUGUAUGCUAGUGUCAGUGGUGAUUUCCAGGAUACUAAUGCGUUGGGCAAUGUCACGAUUCUGGGCGUCUCGUCUGUGGGGAAUGUCACUUUUAAUGGGAAUGCGGUGGGAAGUGAUUCUAUUGCGUAUAAUGAAGAGAGUAAGGUGCUUAUUGUUAAUGGGUUACUUGAUUUGACGCAGAGUGGUGCUUGGGAUCAGGAUUGGGUGUUGAGUUGGUGA
This is a messenger RNA of Talaromyces rugulosus, 2829 nucleotides long. RefSeq lists its product as uncharacterized. Bases 1 to 2829 code for a protein of 942 amino acids. The transcript is spliced from 3 exons. NCBI's taxonomy places the organism in Eukaryota, Fungi, Ascomycota, Eurotiomycetes, Eurotiales, Trichocomaceae. The record is from RefSeq and is a predicted model, not a curated record. Gene Ontology annotation, molecular function: carbohydrate binding; hydrolase activity, hydrolyzing O-glycosyl compounds. Gene Ontology annotation, biological process: carbohydrate metabolic process.